Messenger RNA from Yamadazyma jaroonii, 3522 nucleotides. The record is from the annotation of a GenBank genome assembly. Lineage: Eukaryota; Fungi; Ascomycota; Pichiomycetes; Serinales; Debaryomycetaceae.
AUGAAUAACGAUCAACGAAGGCUAGAGGUGAAUCAUCAGCCGGGUUCGAGUGGUCAUGGAUCUUCGAACUUUGGUUCAGGGAAUUUACAAUAUCAAGGGCCAAAUCAAGGACAAAAUCUUGCACCCGGGCAAUUUAAUCAAUCAAAUCAAAGUCAAUCGAGUCAACCAGGUCAACCAGGUCAACCAGGUCAACCAGCAACACCUAGAAUGUUAAGAAGUAUUAGUGGAAGUUUAAAAAGUUCUAGAAAUGACGUUAAUGAAAUGUCUUCCCCAACUCCUACUCAUUCAAGGAAUUCUUCUCAUCAUCAACCUUUUGAUACUAAUUUAACUCCUCAAACUCCUAUGCAUAGAAGAGUUCCUUCAACUAAUACUCCAAGACAAAUUAAUGUCCCUAAUAUGAAUCCUAAAGUCAUUAAUCAGCAUAUGGGAGCAUCUGGUAUGCAUGGAGUUCCAAGUCCUCACCCAUCACAAAAUCAUUUAGGAAAAGUACCACCAGUACAAAUUCCAAAUGUUAAUCAAGGUCAACCAAAUAAUGAAUUAUUACCUCCAGUAGCUAUAUCAACUAAUAUGGAUAAUAAUAGUACUUUGGAUUCCAAAAUAUCAAAGAAACCUUCUAAAAAUUUAAAACCAAAUCAAUCUCAACAACCUUUCCAUAGAAAAUCCAUUGGUGAUUGGGAUUUUAUUAAAACAAUUGGUGCUGGAUCAAUGGGGAAAGUUAAAUUAGCUCAACAUAAUUCAACAGGAGAAAUUUGUGCGGUUAAAAUUGUUCCAAGAGCUGCUAAAUCUUAUCAAAGAGAACAUGCUAAUGAUCCUCCACCUCAAAAUGAUCAAGAAGCUCAUCAAAGAGUAAAAGAUUUUGAAAAAGAAGUGGCAAGAGAUAAAAGAACUGUUAGAGAAGGAGCUUUAGGUAGAUUAUUAUUCCAUCCUUAUAUUUGUAGAUUAUAUGAAAUUGUCCCCAUGACCAAUCAUUAUUAUAUGUUAUUUGAAUAUGUUGAAGGAGGUCAAAUGUUGGAUUAUAUUGUUGCUCAUGGAUCUUUAAAAGAAAAACAUGCCAGGAAAUUUGCUCGUGGUAUUGCAUCGGCUUUAGAUUAUUGUCAUCGUAAUAAUGUUGUUCAUAGAGAUUUAAAGAUUGAAAACAUUAUGAUUAAUCAAAAGGGUGAUAUUAAAAUCAUUGAUUUUGGAUUAUCUAAUUUAUAUUCCCCUAAAUCAUUAUUGAAGACUUAUUGUGGUUCAUUAUAUUUUGCUGCUCCCGAAUUAUUAAGUGCUAAACCAUAUGUUGGACCUGAAGUUGAUGUUUGGUCAUUUGGGGUGGUUUUAUAUGUAUUGGUAUGUGGUAAAGUUCCAUUUGAUGAUCAAUCAGUAUCAGUGUUACAUGAAAAAAUCAAAAAAGCUAAUGUGGAAUAUCCUUCAUUUUUAUCAAAAGAAUGUGUUUCUUUAUUAUCAAGAAUGUUACAUGUUGAUCCAACCAAAAGAGCUACAUUAUUUGAAGUUAUGAAUCACCCUUGGAUAAAUAAAGGGUUUGAAUUUGCUAUUUCAACUCAUAUACCUAAAAGAGUACCUUUAACUUUACCUUUAGAUCCAGAAAUUUUGAAAACCAUUUCAACUUUUGAUUUGGGUAACAUUAACACGAUCACUGAAGAGUUAAAUAAUGUCGUAGGAAGUGUUGAAUAUCAAAUGAGUAGUGAAAAUUGGUAUAGAGUUAUUGAUAGUGGUAGAGAUUAUGGAGCUGCUUCAAAUGCUCAUAUUUUACCUGAUCCAACCGGUGGUUUCCAUCCAUUAGUAUCAAUUUAUUACUUAGUUGAUGAAAUGAAGAAACGUAAGAAAGCUAAAGAAGAAUUGGUUAAAGCUCAAGUUGAACAAGUUGAAAAGAAACAAGAAGAAAAGAGAUUAGAAGAAAAGAGAUUAGAAGAAAAGAGAUUGGAAGAAAAGAGAUUAGAAGAAAAUUCUAUGAUGGUUGAUCCAGUUCCAACUAUUCAAUUCCCUCAACAAGCUUAUCAUCAAUCCGAUGUUCCACCUAAAUCAAUGGAAUUAUCCCCUUCACCUGUUCCUCCUCAACAACAACCUGAAUCUCCUGAUACUUUAGAUCCUAAUAAAGUUGGUUCAAUAUUUAGAAGAUUAUCUAAAAAGGAAGAAUCUCCAAAGAAAGAUCCAAUGGUUCGUCGUGGAGUUUCAAUGAAAGUUACUGCUAAAGAAAAAUCCGAUUCUAGAAUUGAUAGAUCUAAUAUUGCCCCUGCAACUGUUAAUAAUACUAAUGUUACUGCUCAACCAGUUAAAGCUCCAAUUAAAAGAUCUCAUAAUAGAUCAUCUUCAAUUAAUACUCCUAACAAACAUGGAUUCGUUCCUGUGGAAUAUUUACCUCCAUUACCAAAUAUUGAUACUCAAACUAAUCAAGUCAUUCCUAAUAAAUCUGUUCCUACUAGGAAAUUACAUCCAACUGCUAGAUCUAAAUCUUUGGGAGGUAAUAGUAUUAAAAGAGAAAAGAAACCUUCAUUAUCUCAAACCAUGGGACAACAAAAUUCUGAUGAAAAAAUCGAUAAUGAUCAAGUUUACGAUGGUUACUUUGAUGAUAUUAUGUUGGAUGAUGAAGAAGGUGAAUACACUAACUUACCUCCAUUAAGUGAAGAACAAAUCAUUGAACAAUUUAAUAAUGCUAAACCUAAUUCAAUGCCUUCAAUUGAGUAUCCAAAGACUUUAUUCCUUAAAGGAUUUUUCAGUGUUCAAACUACUUCAACUAAACCUUUACCAGUUAUUCGUUAUAAUAUCAUUAACGUUUUAACCAGAUUAGGGGUUAAAUUCCAAGAAGUUAAAGGAGGUUUCGUAUGUGCUCAUACUCCAUCUUUACAAAAUGAAGAUGAUGAAGAAGAGAAAUUAUAUGGAGAUGCUUUUGCAUUAAAUGAUAAAAGUGAAAUCGAAAUCAUUUCAGGAUACUCCGGUACACCACCCAAUAGUUCUCAUUCAUUUGGUAAUACUGGUAAUAAUGGAAGUCUUUCACCUUCAGCUACUACAUCACCUGUAGUUACUAGUAGAGGUCCAAGUAGACAACCAUCACUUCAAUUACCUAAUCGUCAUAGACCAUCAAAUUCCAUUAGUUCAGUCACUAGUAAUAGUUCUGGUCAUCGUAGGAAAUUUUCCAUCGGUGGUUCAAUUUUAAGACGUAAAGAAGGAUCUAAUCAUGCUUUAAUGCCACCAAAUACUCCAGCAGCUGCAAGAAUUAAUAAAUCCUUAUAUGGAGAAGAAUUUGAUGAUGAUGAAAAAGAUUAUUAUGAUGAAUUAAAAUUAUAUGAAGAUGAUUCAGUUGAUUCAAUGGGUAAUUUAAUGAUUGGUGGUGGUUCAGAUAUGUUAUCAUCAAAAAUUGACCAUAAUAGAAAGACUAGAAUCAAGAAAUCACCAUUGAAAUUCGAAAUUCAUGUAGUGAAAUUCCCAUUAGUAGGAUUAUACGGGGUUCAAUUCAAGAAAUUAUUAGGUAACACAUGGAAUUAUAAAACUUUGGCAAGCCAAAUUUUAAACGAAUUAAAAUUAUAA